Sphenostylis stenocarpa is the source of this 921-nucleotide messenger RNA. The record is from the annotation of a GenBank genome assembly. NCBI's taxonomy places the organism in Eukaryota, Viridiplantae, Streptophyta, Magnoliopsida, Fabales, Fabaceae.
AUGUCGUUCACACCAAGCACCCAUCAAGAGGUAAAAUUUGGCAUGUGUUUGUCUACACUUGAGCAUGUUGAAGAUGAAAUAAAUCCAUAUAUGAGUACUCAUGACUUGAAAUUUCAUUCCAUACAUACAUUCAGAUGGAAUCAUCUUGGACCCAAAGGCAAAACAAAGAAUUUGAAAAAGCCCUGGCUAAAUAUGAUAGAGAAACCCCAGAUAGGUGGCAGAAUAUUGCCAACGAGGUGGGAAAAUCGGUGGAGGAGGUUAAAAGGCAAUUUGAGAUCCUCAAAGAAGAUGUCCGACGCAUUGAACGUGGUCAAGUGCCAUUCCCCUACAGAACAAACAAUUCUAACAGUAAUUAAGGCAUUGGAAUCCAACAACACAGAAGGGAAUUUGGAAGCGAUGGGGUGGUAUUAUGGUGGUGGGGGGAGAAGUGGAGCACCGUAUCUGAAGAAAGGAACGGGACGGGUCACUUUAUCUCCAGUGUCCUUUUGGGAGAUAUAUUCCUCCACCAGGUUCAAACCCCCACACACCACCACCACCUUUUCUCCUACUUAUAAGGAGCUACGUUGGUCACCUCUUUCCCAUGCCUCCUCUUCAUUCCCUUCACCAAAACAUUGUAUAAUCGUUCUUUUCUUACCCUUCUGCCCUCCCUCACUGCCUCUUAAUUUGCUUAGUGAAUACAAAACUAAGGUUACCCACCCAAUGGCAUCGUCUUGGACUCAUAGGCAGAACAAAUUGUUUGAACAAGCCCUGGCUUUAUAUGACAGGGAAACCCCUGACAGAUGGCAGAAUGUUGCCAAUGUGGUGGGAAGAUCAGUAGAGGAGGUCAAAAGGCACUACGAGAUCCUCAAAGAAGAUGUCAAACGCAUUGAACAUGGCCAAGUACCCUUUCCUCGUUACAAAACCAACAGCAGCAGCAACUAA